UCUUUUCUUUUGUAAAAGGGUAUUAUCAAGACUCGAUGGAUCAGUUUCGACAAGUUGGGGAGGCUCUAGGAGGCAUCAGGUCUCUCAUGGUCCUAAAAGAGGAUAUUCAAAUCAAUAGAAAGCAAUGCCUUUUGCUCUACGACAUUUUCAACUUGGCAUACGACACCAUCUCCGACGAGAUUAGACAAAAUCUUAGACUAGAGGAGAAGAAUAUCAAAUGGAAGGCGCUGGAGAAUCCAUUGAAGGAACUCCAUAGAAUAUUCAAAGAAGGAGAGUCCUACAUAAAGUCUUGCCUCGAGAUCAAAGACUGGUGGGGAAAGGCAAUUGCGUUCCAUCAGAACAGGGAAUGCGUCGAAUUACACAUUCACAAUCUCCUCUUUUGCUUCUCUAUUGUCGUAGAUGCCAUCGAAUCAGCAGGGGAGAUUGCCUGCGUCGAUCAGGACGACAUGCAGAAGAGGAGGAUUUUGUUGAUGAAGAAAUACGAGGGCGAUUGGAAUGAUCCCAAGUUGUUUCAAUGGAGAUAUGGGAAAGAAUAUUUAGUCUCCAGAGAAAUCUGCAACCGUUUGGAAAGUUCUUGGAGAGAAGACAGAUGGAUUCUCCUAGAAACAAUUAAGGAGAAGAAGAACUCUACUGUGGUUCCUAAUCAUUCGAAGAACGAGCAAAGACUCGCGGAACUAAUGAUUCACAAACUCAAUGGAAACGAGCCAAAUGGGAAGCUCUUUCCCGGUUCUACCUUAACCGCAACUAAAGAUUACACGGUGAAGCGAAGGUUGGGAUCUGGAGGAAGCCAUUGCAAGGAAAUUCAAUGGUUUGGGGAGAGCUUUGCCUUAAAGAAUUUCUACGGGGAGGUCAACGAAGAUCUACGUAGCGAAAUCUCGAAGGUGUUAUCUCUUUCACAUCCGAAUAUUUUGCAAUACCAUUGCAUCUUCCAUGACGAGGAUAAGAAAGAAGGGUAUCUAGUUAUGGAGGCGAUGAACAAGAGUUUAAGCACUUUCGUGAAGGAGAAUUCAGGACCAAGGAAACGUAUCACGAUCUCUCUUCCAUCCGCGGUUGACAUCAUGCUUCAAGUUGCCAGAGGAAUGGAAUACCUCCAUUCUCAGAAGAUCUACCAUGGCGAUCUGAAUCCAUCAAAUGUACUUCUCAAACCGAGGCAUCCGGCUUCAGAAGGGUAUUUUUACGCGAAAAUCAAUGGGUAUAGAUUGACAAAUUCGAUGAAGUAUAAUUCGAAACGAAAUGUGGCGGCAAACCAAAACACGGAGGAGCCAAUCAUAUGGUAUGCGCCAGAAGUUCUCAAUGAAAUGGAACGCGGUUCUAAAAAGGUUAUUCACAAGUACACUGAGAAAGCAGAUGUGUAUAGCUAUGGAAUGUUAUGCUUUGAAAUUCUAACAGGGAAAGUUCCGUUUGAAGAGGUACACCUUCAAGACGACAAGACCGGAAGAAACAUAAGAGCCGGCGAGAGACCCUUGUUUCCCUUUACUACACCUAAAUUCCUAGUGACUUUGACUAGAAAAUGUUGGCAAGCCGAAUCUUCUAAUCGACCGAGCUUCUCGGCCAUAUGUAGAAUCUUAAGACACAUUAAGAAAUGUCUUGUGAUCAAUCCUGAUCUCGGCCAACCGGAAUCUGCUCCUCCAAUUGUCGAUUAUUGCGAUAUUGAGAUGGGUUAUUCUACGUUGUUCCCGGCAGGAUGGAAACUCGACUUUGCACCGAUUUCGCAAGUUCCAUUUCAGAUGUUCGCUUAUAGGCUCGUCGAGAAAGAGAAAGUGUCGGCAAAUUUGAAUAAAGUAUGGGAUUUAGCUAGAGAUGGACAGUCGGGUUGGGGACCAUCUUCAAUGGAUGGAGGAAACAAUGGUGGUGCGGGUGAAGAUUCAUUCUUUAAAGCUACUGAUCGUAGGUCAGUCUGUUCAGAGAGUCCAACCACUAAGGUUUUGUCGAAACCGAAAGAUCAAAGGUCUGUAUGUUCAGAUACACCUUGGAGGAGAGUCUUAUCGAUGACGGCUGUUGAAAAUAAGUUGGCUUGUUCAGAAUUCUCAUGGAGAAAGAUUAACGAUAACUCAUCAACAGUUGGUUCGAAGAUUGAAAGGAGAAACUCAUUUGCAGGUCCAGCCAUGGUGGAUCAGACGUCAGAGGGUGGCGACGCUGUAGAAAGAAACGAGUCUGAUCUAUUAAUUCCUGGGGAGAAUUCACAUGUAGAAAAUUAUCCACCGUCCGAAAAUAAUAUUGAGACGGGAGAAAAGAACGUGGUUGGAGAGGAAAGUAAAUCACAAAAAGGAACGUUGUCAAGAGCGCUAAGUGAAGCAAAAUUCAGCUCCUUCGGUGACAAGAAAAAAUUCAGAUUGUCAAGAACCAUGAGUGAUCUAAAUAUCGGUUCUUCACCGAAUAUAAAGAAGAAAGAUCAGAUGAUGCCUUCGACAUCUGACUCCAUGGGUUCAUCCGCUAUUUUUGAGAUUCCAGAAAAGAAACCACUAUUGUCGAGUAAAGAAACAGAGAAGAAACCGACUUAUUAUGAAUCCGGUGACAAAAAAUUACUCAUAAAAAGGAAGAAGCUAGAUUCAAGUCUAGGUUAG
Impatiens glandulifera is the source of this 2564-nucleotide messenger RNA. RefSeq lists its product as uncharacterized. The transcript has a single exon. Gene Ontology annotation, biological process: protein phosphorylation; signal transduction. Gene Ontology annotation, cellular component: cytoplasm. Gene Ontology annotation, molecular function: ATP binding; protein kinase activity. NCBI's taxonomy places the organism in Eukaryota, Viridiplantae, Streptophyta, Magnoliopsida, Ericales, Balsaminaceae. The record is from RefSeq and is a predicted model, not a curated record. The coding region runs from base 36 to 2564 and encodes 842 amino acids.